Messenger RNA from Corylus avellana, 2976 nucleotides. It is a transcript of the gene ATH13, whose product is annotated as ABC2 homolog 13. NCBI's taxonomy places the organism in Eukaryota, Viridiplantae, Streptophyta, Magnoliopsida, Fagales, Betulaceae. The record is from RefSeq and is a predicted model, not a curated record. Gene Ontology annotation, biological process: regulation of response to reactive oxygen species.
CAUUUCCUUCCCUCACUCCCCCUCCUGUCUUCUUCCUCAAUCCUCACUCUCAUUUCCCUUCCACUUCUUCUUCACUGUCACGACCACAAAAAAAAAGCCCUUCAAAUCCUUCUUUUUCUGCCACAUACCCAAAUGAGAAAUUAGGGUUGGGGUUUGAUCAAUCACUCUCUGCAAAACCCCAAUUCAUGGCGACUUCUCUACUUUUGCCUGAACUCAUUUUUCUCUCCCCGAUAACCGUUCCCCAGCGCCGGCUUUGUUUCUCUAAGCAUUCUUUGUGUAGAAGUCGGAGGCACAGUCUUGCUGUUCGGACUCGAAUUAGGGCUGUGAAUGAGGAAGGUGUGGCAGUGGAAGAGAGGGAAAGGCGAGUGAUCAAGGAAUUGAAUGGGAAUGGAGCUGCUAGUGGUUCGAGUUUGAGGUAUGGCGUGUACUCGAAUGGCGGUGUGGGUGUGUCUGAGAGUGAGAAUGGGAGCUUGGUGAAGUAUGUGAACGGGAAUGGUGUGGCGGCGGCGGAGGUGGUGGUGGAAGUUGAAGAUCCUGUGGCGAAGGAGGUGGGGAGGAAGAGAAGGGUAGAGGAGAUUGGGAAAGAAGACGCCUGGUUCAAGCGAGCUGAGGGAGAAUCCGUUGAGGUUUCUGUUGCACCUGGUGGUCGUUGGGGUAGAUUCAAAACCUACUCAACAAUACAGAGGACCUUCGAAAUAUGGGGAUCUGUUCUAGUAUUUAUCUUUAAGGCUUGGUUGAACAAUCAAAAAUUCUCUUAUCGAGGAGGAAUGACAGAAGAGAAGAAAGCUUUAAGACGGAAGGCCCUUGCCAAAUGGCUUAAAGAAACUAUCUUGAGAUUAGGUCCGACAUUCAUCAAAAUUGGGCAGCAGUUCUCCACAAGGGUGGACAUUCUUGCUCAAGAAUAUGUUGAUCAGUUGUCAGAACUUCAGGAUCAAGUUCCUCCCUUCCCAUCAGAGACUGCUGUGUCGAUAGUUGAAGAGGAGCUUGGAGCUCCUGUGAAUGAUAUCUUUGAUCGGUUUGACUACGAACCAAUAGCUGCUGCUAGUCUUGGUCAGGUUCACCGUGCAAGAUUGAAGGGACAGGACGUUGUUAUUAAAGUACAAAGGCCUGGUCUCAAGGGUCUUUUUGAUAUCGAUCUUAAAAACCUAAGGGUAAUUGCAGAAUAUCUUCAAAAAGUUGACCCAAAGUCAGAUGGUGCAAAAAGGGAUUGGGUGGCUAUCUAUGAUGAGUGUGCUAGUGUCUUAUAUCAGGAGAUUGAUUACACCAAGGAAGCUGCAAAUGCAGAACUAUUUGCAAGUAACUUCAAAAAUAUGGAUUAUGUGAAAGUUCCAUCAAUAUUCUGGGAGUAUACGACACCACAGGUUCUGACAAUGGAGUAUGUCCCAGGGAUCAAGAUAAACAAGAUACAAGCUUUGGAUCAGCUAGGUGUUGAUCGCCAAAGGUUGGGUCGGUAUGCUGUUGAAUCAUACUUGGAACAAAUUCUGUCUCAUGGUUUUUUUCAUGCUGAUCCUCACCCUGGAAAUAUUGCUGUUGAUGAUGUCAAUGGUGGAAGGUUGAUCUUUUAUGAUUUUGGAAUGAUGGGGAGUAUCAGUCAAAAUAUCAGAGAAGGUUUGCUGGAAACAUUCUAUGGUGUUUAUGAGAAGAAUCCUGAUAAGGUCCUUCAGGCAAUGAUUCAAAUGGGUGUUCUUGUGCCUACUGGAGAUAUGACUGCUGUCAGACGAACAGCACAGUUCUUCCUUAACAGUUUUGAAGAGCGUCUUGCUGCACAAAGAAAAGAAAGAGAGAUUGCAGCAGCAGAGCUUGGUUUUAAAAAGCCACUGAGCAAGGAGGAAAGAGUAAAGAAAAAGAAACAAAGGCUGGCCGCAAUUGGGGAAGAUUUAUUAGCCAUUGCAGCAGAUCAACCCUUUCGAUUUCCUGCUACAUUCACAUUUGUUGUUAGAGCAUUUUCAGUUUUGGAUGGCAUUGGGAAGGGCCUUGACCCUAGAUUUGAUAUUACUGAGAUUGCCAAACCCUAUGCAAUGGAAUUGCUAAGGUUUCGGGAAGCAGGAGUUGAAGUUAUCUUAAAGGAUUUCAGAAAGCGAUGGGACAAACAGUCCCGUGCAUUCUACAACUUAUUCAGACAGGCUGACAGAGUUGAAAGGCUUGCAGAAAUUAUCCAACGAUUGGAGCAAGGUGACCUCAAAUUACGAGUUCGAACUUUGGAGUCUGAGAGGGCAUUCGAGCGUGUUGCAGCUGUUCAGAGGACAGUAGGAAAUGCGGUAGCUGCUGGGAGCCUAAUAAACCUUGCAACAAUUUUAUAUUUUAAUUCCAUUCGAGUGCCUGCUAUUGUAGCAUAUGUCUGCUGCGCAUUUUUUGGCUUUCAAGUUCUGUUUGGUAUUAUAAAAGUCAAAAAACUAGAUGAACGGGAGAGGUUGAUAACAGGAACUGCUUAAACAAUUGUUCGGGCACGUUGCAGAUCUAGAGUGGAGAUUCACCUCAUAUAAAGCUCUCUUAACUUCCCAAGUCGGCAGCCAACCAAUAAUCCGAUAAUGGAAAGAAAGAGCUUAAAGGAGCACUUCAUUCAAGGUUCUUUUACCAUCAAUAUGAGCUAUGAGCUAAAAGCUCCAACCCAUUGAUUUAUGAUAAAAAGUUCUUAAGGCUGUACACUUCAAAUGCUUACUUAUAGUGAGAGUAGAACUUGUAAUUAGGUUAGCUAAACCCACUUGGUUGUAAUUUUGAGUUCCCACAAGACAAGAAUGUUCCCAAUAAGGACUCAAGUCUCUUGACGUGGUGUCUUUAUUGGCAGGCUGAUGUCCAUACAUGAUAGCUUUCAGUGUCAAUUAGGAGUUACAUAUAUAAAAAUUCUGUGGUAGAUGUUGGCACUGUUACCUCCCAUCAUAUUUGAGUGGAUGGGGGAUGUCCAGUAAUGGUAUAUAAUUUUGUAAGAUGAACAAAUUUAUUCAAUAAGAUGUGCUCCCUAGCUCCUUUUUGUUUCAA